Molecule: messenger RNA, 1215 nt
Organism: Cylindrotheca closterium
Lineage: Eukaryota; Bacillariophyta; Bacillariophyceae; Bacillariales; Bacillariaceae
Source: the annotation of a GenBank genome assembly
AUGGACGCAACAGAAACGAAUUCGAAAGCUGCAUCUGACGAGGGUGACGUGAACAAGAAUGUUCAAUUUCGAGCGCCCCUUUUGGAUUAUGGAUACCCACCCGCCGUUAAGGAACUUCGCAACGGAAGCUUGUCUCAAAAGCCAAUUCUCCUUUAUCUUCCUGGAUUUGAUGGGACCUACAUUUGUCCCUUUUUGCAGUUUCCAGAACUUUCCACCGAAUUUGAUGUUUGGUGCAUGGUGGUUGGGAUGGACGAUCGAUCGACCUUUGAGGAGCUGAAGCAGAAUGUUUUGGACUUUAUUGCCACCAAGCUAGGUAGCGAUUCCGAUGAUAGUCGGCGGCCACUCUACUUGGCAGGAGAAUCUUUUGGAGGAAUUCUAGCAUCUGAGGUCGCAAACGAGCUCUUGUCUGAUCCAUCGGGAGCAUCAUCGCCUUUGGGCGGCUUGGUCUUGAUCAACCCAGCAACUUGCUAUUCUCGUUCAGCACUCCAAGCUCGAGGACCGGACGUAACAAAGUUACCAGCUUAUCAAUAUAUAUUUGGACUCCUUCAGCUGCUGCCUCUAUUUACGGACGAACACUCUGUAGCUCAACUCUUGUUGAUACUAACAGCCGACGGCUUGCCAAGUGUCAUUGAUACUCCCGCCCGAGAAGCGUACAUGGGACGAGUGGCAAUUUCUCUACCGUCCCAACUCGAAUAUAUGCCUCAAGGAACCCUGGACUGGCGACUUCACGCUUGGCUUUCUGCGGGAUGUCAACAAACUGAAACGAGAACAUUGACAGAAUUGGCAGAGAAACUAAGGACAACAAACACUCCUACGUUGAUUGUCGCCGGAGAGAAGGACGAGACCUUGCCUUCCGUGGAUGAGGCAGACCGAUUGGCCGAACUGUUUCCUAACAGCCACGUCCAUGUUGUGGAAGGAGCUGGACAUGCUUCGACUUGUGGCAGUCGAGUCGACUUGGCGGCAGAGAUGCGAUCCCAUUUUGUUGCAUUGCAAUCGUCAUUGUUAUCCUCUGUACCAAGAAUAGCCAUGAAACCCGAGGCGGCCAAGGGCAAGAACGAAUACUUUGGCAUGACGGAGCGAUACGAUCAAGCAGACAUAGGAUUGAAUCCACUCUUGUAUUGGAACAAGGACAACCACCAAUCGACUACCAAAGAAACGAGAACAUCCAGGAACGGCGCCUACAGUUGGACGGUUUACCAACCCAAGAACAAAUGA